Messenger RNA from Vespa velutina, 3698 nucleotides. It is a transcript of the gene CycE, whose product is annotated as G1/S-specific cyclin-E1. The transcript is spliced from 4 exons. The coding region runs from base 1091 to 2470 and encodes 459 amino acids. Gene Ontology annotation, biological process: regulation of cyclin-dependent protein serine/threonine kinase activity; G1/S transition of mitotic cell cycle. Gene Ontology annotation, cellular component: nucleus; centrosome; cytoplasm. NCBI's taxonomy places the organism in Eukaryota, Metazoa, Arthropoda, Insecta, Hymenoptera, Vespidae. The record is from RefSeq and is a predicted model, not a curated record. Gene Ontology annotation, molecular function: cyclin-dependent protein serine/threonine kinase regulator activity.
CAGGGGCGCGAGUUGCAUGGUGUUGCAUCGUUUCGCGCGCGCGUCCCUUAUCAGUGAAUGUAAAUGCAAGUGUGUGCUACAAAUGAAUCAGCUGAGCGCCAGCUGUGUCAUACGACUCGACCAAUCGGAUAGACGUAUGCCCGAAAGGCUACUAGCGCCACCUAUAAGCACGCCUGCCCGGCGCCCAUCACUUCUUUGGCGUUCCUGCAAAACUUCGCGCUGCCAAGCAGUUUCUUUAAUGAAUUUUAAAUAGCUAUUAUCUUUAAAAUAUAGUGUGAUUAGAUCAAGGCGGGAAGCAUUCUCCAAUGGACGCGGAAGAGCAUGGAUGCACCUCGGUUUGUCUGAUUUCGGAAACGCCACGACGCUGUAAUUUCGUAUAUAUGUAAAAAGAAAAGACCAAUAUAAAGACGAAUGUACUCGUUUUAUUCAAGAAUUCGCUUGUUGAAUGUCAUUAAAGUGCAUAUUUAUUGGAAAAAUCACACUGACUGUGAAACGUCGUCGAGUGAAUCAACAGCUUGGAAGACCUUUCUUUGAUCAACAAAAUCCUUGUUUCCUGAGGAUGACAUCGGUGUUUGUCCAUUGAGAAAGGUCAAGGGAAGUUCUCUGGAAAGUAUUUGUAAAAAUUGAAAAAUUUCCCCCUUUUGAGGUUAUGGUAUUCAUAUAGAGGGCGUCACAGCGCCAGAUUGCAAGCAGGGGUUGGUCAUCGUUUCGCGCGCUGGUCUCCCGCGCUUCGAGAUCCACGUCCUCGGAUUUUUCGAUGAAAAUUUUAUUCCAAAGCUAUUUACAUUAUGAUGGUACAUCGCUAAAGACUAUCGGAGAUUUUCUUUUGAUUAAAUCGAAUAAGUGCGUUUACGUUUCAUCGUUAAAUAUUGGAUUGGUAUCGGGGAAGGAGACGUGCAUUAUGGCGAUCGAGUGUGUCUGAGCUUCGCGCGCUCUCAUACUUUUUAGUAUUUUCUCGACAAUAUUGUAGCACGAAAUCUUACUUGCUUUUCGUCAAAACUUAGUCUGAUAUCACCCGAUACCGAGGAUUAAUAAAAAAAAAUCUUAACGCUUAAGAAUAUCUCGAACUCUGCGAGUAUUUCUCAGCAAGAUGCCACAGACCAGUUUACAAGAGAAAAAGUCUUCCCAAACUUAUUUGCAAGGUGGUAAAGAGAGGCAAUUGUUAAAGCGUAAAAGACGUACAGCUGAACUUUCUGAAGAUUCAGAAAAUAUUUAUCCUCCUAGCAAAGUACCAGCAUUAUCUCAUGUGUCAUAUACAGAAUCUUGUAAUGGUACACAUUCUAUAGAAAAUCCAUGUACACCUCAACAUCAAACAUCUCCUUUAAAAGAACAACAGGAACCAGCAACUUGGUCGGAAUUAAGAAAUGCAACUUGUUUCUUGACACCUUCAGGUUCUAAUAACGCAUCAAAUAGGCAAAGUCCUCUCCCAUCGUUUCCUUGGGCAGAUGGUUCACAAGUAUGGGCCCUUAUGUGUCUGGGAGAUCAAAAGACUCUUAGUCAAAGAGAUCCGCAAAUGUUUCAAAGGCAUCCAACAUUACAACCACGAAUGCGUGCUAUUUUGUUGGAUUGGUUAAUCGAAGUUUGUGAAGUGUACAAACUACACAGAGAAACUUAUUAUCUUGCCAUGGACUAUAUAGACAGAUAUCUGUCUACUCAUCAAAAUGUACCAAAAAGUCAAUUACAACUUAUAGGUAUUACAUGCCUGUUUAUUGCAGCCAAGGUUGAAGAAAUCUAUCCACCUAAAAUAGCUGAGUUUGCAUAUGUUACUGAUGGGGCCUGCACAGAGGAAGAGAUUUUAGGAAAAGAAUUAAUCAUUUUGAAAGGAUUAGGGUGGAAUCUCUCGCCGAUGACUGCUCCAGGAUGGCUUAAUAUCUACAUGCAAAUAGAAUCCGGUGAUUGGUCUAAACCCAAUGUAUUUAUAUAUCCACAGUAUAGUGGAUUGCAGUAUUCGCAAGCUGCUCAGCUUUUGGAUUUAGCAACCUUGGAUGAAGGAAGUUUAAAAUUUCCUUAUAGUCAUAUAGCUGCAGGAGCUAUUUAUCAUACACAAGGAAGAGAACGUGCUUUAAGGGCAUCGCGUCUUUCCUGGGAACAAUUGGCUCCUUGUGUUAAAUGGCUGACUGCAUUCGCCUCGACAGUGUUGGAAGAUGGUUCCCAAUUUUUGUUAAGAUCUACUGUUCCUCCUGUGGAAUCUAAUUCAGGAUCUGGACUUAAAGCAACAGUACCUAACAUAGUGAUGGAUGAAUCGCAUCGCAUACAAACUCACGUGGUAGAUCUGAAUAUGUUAGAAAAAGCGCAACAACGAUUGGCAGAAGAAAUUUUACUAGUCGACGUAGAGGAAACAGAUGUGAAAACUGAAUCUGACAGACAUAGUAGUCCAAAUGAAAGUGGUCUUUUAACUCCUCCUUCUAGUAGCCAAAAAACUUCUCCUACAACACCGAGUCUCCCGCCACAGUUACAUCCGUAUACAUAAUACUUAUUUGCAAAUGCUCGAUGUUAUUAUAUUACUAUUACUCAUCUCGUCGCGAAUAUUUUUUUAAACUUUAGAAUUAUUAUAAUUAGAGCGAUUCGUUGUAAAAAAAAAAAGAAAAAAAAAAGAAAAAAAAAAGAAAAAAAAAAAGAAAAAAAAGAAAAAAAAAAGAAAAAAAAAGAUAAAAAAAGAAGAAAAAAAAAAGAAAAAAGGAAAAAAAAACAACAAAAGCAAGAAAGAGGAGAAAACAAAAAAAUGCUGACGCAAAUGUUGUCGCUUACGAGUAACUAAACCUACGCAUAAGCGUAAUAACGUUAUAGUAAUUGUUAUACUUUAUUUCGUAUAUAAUAUACAUAAUGUUAAUUCCCUUGUGUGCAUCAAUCGACCAUAUCCAGCGAUCGUUUGGCACGUGGUGGUGAAUCUGUCAUUCAAAAAGACUCAGUACAAGACAUUAAGCGUAUAAGAAGAUGUGCAUUAUAAGCACAAAUUUAAUUUAAUAUAUGUUUUAGUAUAUAUAAACAUUUACAUAUAAAAAAAAGUGCCUUGUGUCAAAGCAACUUGAACUUAAAUAAGAGCCAUAUAUUAAAUGGUGGCUAAUCUCUGUGAUUAUACCCUACAGUGAAGCUUCAUGCAACAUAUACUUUAACGAAUCGGAUUUAAUUAAUAUUGUUCUUAUUCCUAUAAAUAUAGAUAUUAUUAUUAUUAUUAUUAUUAUUAUUAUUAUUAUUAUUAUUAUUAUUAUUAUUACUAUUAUUAUUAUUAUUAUUAUUAUUAUUAUUAUUAUUAUUAUUAUUAUUAUUAUUAUUAUUAUUAUUAUUAUUAUUAUUAAAAAAUACAAAAAAUAAUUCUAGUGCCUACGAGAAGUGUCUUUUCGUUCGUAGUUCUUUUUAUUAGCACAAAAAUAAAAAGAACAUUGUGAAUAGUAUUUGAACUAUAUAUAUAUAUAUAUAUAUAGUUCGCUUUAUAUUACGUACUAUCUAGUGCGGUAAUACAUUAAUGUGUUGCACGCGUGUGUAUUUUUAUGUAUAUGUAUAUUAUGAAAAAAGAAAUUGUGUGAGAAAAUGAAUGCGUGCGAGAAUGUGUGUGACAAAUCAGCAUGCGUAAAUGUGACAAAUAAGACUUGUGACCACCAUAUAUUUUGGUGAUAUUUUCACACUGCCGUUCAUGUAACAACAUGGUGGUUUAUACACAUUUGUAUGAAGCUUGAUAAUAAAUUUGUUAAUCUAUGGUA